Suillus clintonianus is the source of this 1091-nucleotide messenger RNA. RefSeq lists its product as uncharacterized. NCBI's taxonomy places the organism in Eukaryota, Fungi, Basidiomycota, Agaricomycetes, Boletales, Suillaceae. The record is from RefSeq and is a predicted model, not a curated record. The transcript is spliced from 4 exons. Bases 60 to 1091 code for a protein of 343 amino acids. Gene Ontology annotation, biological process: actin filament organization.
AGCAAACGCAGCUUGUAUUGUGACGGUCAGGUCUUAGAUCUUAGCCAAGUUCUGCAGGGAUGCCUUCUCAAUCAGCACUCUCAGCAGACGAAAAGUCUAAAGUCAAAUCUACCAUAAACGAGUCCACGCAAAAGAUACUCACUGCUACCGUUGCUCGUAUCUACUUCGCACAUCCGCAGCCAAACAAGUGGUCGUAUGGUGGCUUGCAAGGCGCACUCGCUUUCAUGCGGGAUAGCUCCAAAGAAGCCUUCAUUCUGAGGCUGGUUGAUUUAACGGGGACAAGAGGCGUCAUAUGGGAACACGAGCUAUAUGAAUCGUUCGAGUAUUACCAGGACAGGCCGUUCUUUCAUUCAUUCGCGGGCGAUAAAUGCAUGAUUGGCUUUGUCUUUGCUGAUGAGAAAGAUGCCAAAACUUUCUACAAGAAAGUAACCACCCGUAAAGCAGAUAAAGUCAAACCUUCCUCCUCAGAGAAGAAGAAGUCUGCCAAGGGCGGUAGAAUAGAUAAGUCCAUGAUUUCAGGUCCAACCAGUGGUUCCUUCGUGCAUGUUGCACACAUGGGCUAUGAUGCUGAGAAGGGUUAUACCACCACCAACGUUGAUCCAUCAUGGACCACCUUUCUCAGCGGGCUAGAGGGUGAAGGUGUCAGUCGCGAGAUCAUCGACUCGGAUAUGGAUUUCAUAAAAGGCUUUCUCCGUGAUGCGCAAAAUGCACCCCUGCCUGCUGCCAAGAAGAAGGCACCACCGCCCUUACCUGCGCCUAGAAAUAGGGGGCACACGCAGCAGGAUACGGCGCCACCGCCGCCGCCGCCACCACCCUCACAUGGGGAAGGAGGCACAUUGGCAUUACCUGCUGCCCCACAGCCUGGUCGCGGGGACCUACUUGCAUCCAUUCGUGGACAGAGUGUGUCAAAUUUACGGAAGACGGGUGGACCUCAGUCAACGCCCUCUCCUCCCCCCGCGCCUGUUGCUGAAGAAUCUAGUGGAGGUGGGGCAGGCGGAAAUCUGACUGCAGCGUUAGCUGCUGCUUUGCUGGAAAGGAACAAGAGAUUAGGUGAUAGUGACGAAGAGGACGAUGAUGAUGACUGGGACUAA